UCGGUUUAACUCCAAUGAAUGUAUUUAAAUUUUAAAUCUUCCAAUGAUUGGGAAUUAUUAUAUUAUUCAAGUAACAAGGAAGGAAAGUAAGCAUUAUAAAAAAGAUACACAAUUAUAUCCAUAUUUAGCUAUUUUUCGAUUUAAAAUCGGUAUUUUAUUUUAUUGUGUAGUUUAUAAGAAGAUAUCGGCAACAUUGAAUUCAGAACGUCAAGUUAUCAGGUUAAUACUUGUAUAUUCAUAUAAUUUUGAAAAACGUAAGGAGUAUGGGUAUUCUAAAAUGUGUUAUACAUUCGGGGUCAUGUGUUCGUACAUGUAACUAAACAAAUAUCACGCAAGGUUCUAAAGUUUCAUUUUAAUGUCACUUUUAAUUAGCGUCUGAAUUUCAAAAUAUUUUUACAUGUACAUAAAUAUUCAUUCAUUUACUGACAUUUAGUGGAAUAGAGCAUUUCGUUUCUUCCUAAAGACCUUCAUUCAUUGAUUAUACCAAUGGAUUGCAUGAAAAUACAGUUUAUAGCGACGGUUUUGUGCGUGGCUAUGUAUGUGAUCACUUUCUCGAGUGCUGACCAACAAAACUCCAGUAGCUUUCUCACUAGUUAUGCCAAACACCAAAACAUCUGCGAUAAGAUAGGAUGGGAACCCAAAUGUGGAAAAGGUAGAAAAGAAGACUGCCAAGGAAAAGCAAUCGCCUUUCAUGCAAUUUUGUCUAAAAGACUUACCAACGUGCCUAAACACACCAUCAUCAAGUUUGAAAACGUUGAGGUCAACGAUGGAAAUGGUUAUAACCGGACCACCGGUAAAUUUACUGCCCCUGUGGAUGGCCUCUAUUCGUUUUUAUGGACCUACCAUAUACCUAAAGAUUCCAAGGUGUACCUUUUUGGAUAUGUGGAUGGAAAGCCAAGAGCGAGUUCCGGAACUCGAGCGACAAAUGUGCAGAAUACGUCGGGCCAUUUUGUAGCAAAACUGAAGAAAGGAGACAAGUUUUGGAUCCAAAUUGAACACUUUACUGCUACUAUUAUAUUCGAAAGUUAUACAUACUUGUCAGGUUAUAAAAUCAGUGGGUGUUGA
Magallana angulata is the source of this 1065-nucleotide messenger RNA. RefSeq names its product complement C1q tumor necrosis factor-related protein 3-like. NCBI's taxonomy places the organism in Eukaryota, Metazoa, Mollusca, Bivalvia, Ostreida, Ostreidae. The coding region runs from base 487 to 1065 and encodes 192 amino acids. The transcript has 3 exons. Gene Ontology annotation, molecular function: protein binding. The record is from RefSeq and is a predicted model, not a curated record.